Messenger RNA from Quercus lobata, 310 nucleotides. RefSeq lists its product as uncharacterized. The record is from RefSeq and is a predicted model, not a curated record. NCBI's taxonomy places the organism in Eukaryota, Viridiplantae, Streptophyta, Magnoliopsida, Fagales, Fagaceae. The transcript has a single exon. Bases 1 to 255 code for a protein of 84 amino acids.
AUGUCAGGCGCACAGGGAGCACAGCCACUGGAGUCAAAGACUGCAACAACAUACGAGUCAAUAUCUGGGGGAGAGAACAAAACCAAGAUUGAGAUACAUUCAAAAGAGGAUCAGGGUAUGAUUCAAAUAGAUAAGUUGCAGGACAAGGUCCAAGAUGCUGCUGGAAAAGGUGGCCCUGAAUUUGGUGCUGGUAAAGAUGAAAACAAGCAGGACCUUGGUGUUACUGGGACACCUGCGAAUGAGAACCUCACCUAGCUAGCUCUAUAUCAUAUGUAUUUCUAUUAAGCUUUUUAUGUACUUUACUGUAGAA